Molecule: messenger RNA, 3485 nt
Organism: Oryzias melastigma (Indian medaka)
Lineage: Eukaryota; Metazoa; Chordata; Actinopteri; Beloniformes; Adrianichthyidae
Gene: ppp1r10
Product: protein phosphatase 1, regulatory subunit 10
Exons: 19
Coding region: 416-2863 (815 amino acids)
Cellular component (GO): nucleus
Molecular function (GO): metal ion binding
Source: RefSeq, a predicted model, not a curated record
AUGUCCUUGAACAGAAAAAAAUAAGCGCCAUUUUGUUUCAGCGAAACUCAAAAACCACUGGUUGUGACGUCAAAAACGUCACUGGGUAUAAAUACUAAGUCCCUCCUCUGAGCGCUCAUUCCUGGAUUUGGUCAAAGGUAUAAAUUUGCUUUGACGAAGACUGAACCGUCGAGGACCUUGAACAACUCUCUUCAGUUUGAUGUUUUUUCUUCAAGUAAUGGACAUUUGAUUACUAUUUUUGCCUCCAGCUUCUUUCCGAAGGAAAGGCUAGCACUUAGCUAUCAAAGCCCCACCCAAAAAGAAGUAUUUAUAUUAAAACCAUGAACUUUUACGACAUAAUAUUGAAAAAAGAACUAUAAGUGCCUGAUUAGCACACCAUAGCUUUCCCGAGACGCCGAGGACCUUUAGAAUCAAUAUGUGUGUUUCAGAAAUGGCAGGGGGACCGGUCGACCCCAGGGAGAUACUGAAAGGAGUGGAAUCUCUGAUGGGAAAGGAUGGGGAGCUCCGUAGUCUGGAAGGGGUUCCUAAGGUGUUCAGCCUGAUGAAAGCCUCCACAAAGAUGGUCAGUCGAUGCAUGUACCUCAACAUACUGCUGCAGACAAAGUCACAUGACAUCCUCAACAGGUUCAUCAGAGUCGGUGGCUACAGGCUGCUCAACUCCUGGCUCACCUACUCCAAAACUACCAACAACACCCCUCUGCUGCAGCUCAUCCUGCUCACGCUGCAGAAGCUGCCGCUCAAAGUGGACCACCUCAAACAGAACAACACAGCUAAGCUGGUGAAGCAGCUGAGCAAAAGUGCUGACACUGAAGAUUUGAGGAAGCUGGCUGGUGUGCUUGUCGAUGGCUGGAUGGCCACCAUUCGCUCCCAGAGUAUGUCUGGCUCUGCUGGCUCUCCAGCUGGGAAGAAGAAAAAGAAGGAAGAGACCAAAACGCCAGUCAGGGAGUCCAAAGACAAAAGUGAAGAAGAGAAGAAGAGGGAAAAAUCCAAAGCUCAUGCACCCAGCCACGCAAAGAUUCGCUCUAUAGGACUGGAGAUGGAAGCCCCUAAUCCAACUCCAUCCAAGAAAACGCCCUCAGCCCCCGAGCUGGGAGCCAAAUACAACAUCAAGCCGCCGCUCCUCAAGAGGCCAAGCACUGCCGGUCCGUCCGAUGCACCACCUCUUGAGAAAAAAUACAAGCCUCUGAACAUGCCGUCAAACUCCGCCAAAGAGAUCAAAGUAAAGAUUAUUCCAGCUCAGCCCAUGGAGGCCACAGGCUUCCUCGAUGCCCUAAACUCCGCCCCCAAACCUGGGAUUAAAAUCAAAAAGAAGAAACCUGGUGCCUCAGGCGCCGCAAAUAGCAAAGUCGUAUCUCCCACGUCUAAUAAGGCGAGCCCCUUUGAGAGCAAACCCGCCACGUACUCUUCGUCCUCCAAUAAACCACCAUCUCCAGAAGCGGCUGUCUCCACCACUCCCGGUGACGAGUCGCAGGAGCCAGAGCAACCCGGAACACCAGUCCCCGCCGAUGAUCCAGAAGCUACGGACAACGGUGAGAAACCCAACGCUCUGGCAGAACCACGAGCAGAAGAUGAAGGCCUGACGAAGAAGGGAAAGAAGAAGAAAACUGUGCACUGGGCAGAAGAGGAGCAGCUCAAACACUACUUCUACUUUGACUUGGAUGAAACGGAGAGAGUCAACGUCAACAAGAUCAAAGACUUUGGAGAAGCUGCCAAACGAGAACUGAUGAUGGACAGACAUACGUUUGAGAUGGCUCGACGGCUAUCCCACGAUGCCAUGGAAGAAAGAGUGCCCUGGACAGCGCCGAGGCCGCUGACGUUGCCCGGCAGCCUUGUUACCCCCGGGGCCAACAGCACGGAGAAACUGACCCAGAGAGACAGAGAGAUGGGCAUCCUGCAGGAGAUCUUCCUCAGCAAAGAAAGUGUGCCCGACAGUCCACACGAACCAGAUCCAGAACCGUACGAGCCCAUGCCGCCACGUCUCAUCCCUCUGGAUGAGCAGGACUCUUCUAUGCUCGACGACGCCUACGCUGAACCCAUGGACACCUCUCAACAACAGGCCGCCAACGACGGCACCAAACUGCCUCCCGUCAUCGCCAAGCUCAUGGUCAAAAUGAGCGGCAUCUCCCAGAGCCCGCCGACCAGCAGCACGCCCAGCAACGUCACCAACCCAGCUGUGAACGUGCAGGAGCUGCUGACUUCCAUCAUGGGAGCCACAGGGAGCCAGUCCACAGAGGAGCUGAUAAAGCAGCCCGACUUCUCUGACAAAAUCAAGCAGCUGCUGGGUUCUCUGCAGCAAAGCCAGAACCAGAACCAAGGCCAGACUGGACCUCCUCCAGUGCACCAGGGUCUGCCGGGCCACGGGCCGGGUAUGAACAACAUGAACAACAUGCACAACAUGCACAUGCAGAUGCCCAUGAACGGCGGCUACCCGCCCAACGGUGCCCCCGGCGGCCCUCGCUUCAACCACCCUCCGCCCCCGCACGGCCACGGACCCCCCUUUAACGCGGGCGGAGGCCCUCGCAUGAUGGGCCCGCCUCCCGGUCAGGGCAGAGGCGAUAGCAACAACUACUGGGGGGAGGAGUCGAUGAGGGGAGGGCCCCACAGAGGGGGACACUUUCACAGAGGAGGCCGGGGUCGAGGGGGGGAGCCAGGGUUCAGGGGCCGAGGGCGAGGAGGCCCCCGGGGGGGACACGGCAACAUGAACGACAUGUCCAACAGGGCCGUGUGUCGCCAUUUUAUGAUGAAGGGCAGCUGCAGGUACGAGAGCAACUGUGCUUUCUACCACCCCGGUGUAAACGGACCCCCACUACCCCCCAACCACCCUGCAAACCAGCACAACCAGCACCCGCAGCACGGCCACUAGGGGGCUCUGUAACCAACACUUCAAAGCAAUGAACUUCUGCUCUGAUGAAUGGAACAGAAGCUGAGGCGGCGAGUCCUGCCACGGCAGCAGAGCGUAGAAGCUGUGAAGGUCACGGGACUCCUGGUUUUUAUUGUCACUUUUAAAGGUGGAACUGAAUCAGACCGCCUCAGGUGACCGCCGCCUCCGGCAAGGACUGCCCCUCCGGUGCGGUAGCUCUUAUGCUGCAGCUUCAGCGCCGACCUCUCUGGAGCCUCCAACACUUUUCGAGUGUGCACAAAACCCAAGACUGAAGCAGCAAACCUGCUGCAUGGCGUGCGCUCAGAAAACAACCAUGCUCCCACACACACUGUCUGUUCUCUGAGCAGCCGCCACGCGUUCGUCUGACAGUGUUGCAUUCACUGGAUCAAGUGUUUUCUGUGAAAACAGCCAUUUUUUGUCCCGUUUCUUCUGCAGGACCCCCAAGUGUUUCUUUUCUUUUCUUAUUUUUUUUUGAUACAGCCACAAAUUUCACGAGUUUAAUUUUUUUGUCAGAUUAAACUAUGGGAAUAUAGAAGACAUUCAUACGUGCUCAUUUCAGUUGUUUUUGUACUCAAAGUAUUAAAUAAAUGUCUAAACAUAUGGA